This is a messenger RNA of Strigops habroptila (Kakapo), 1738 nucleotides long. It is a transcript of the gene LRCH4, whose product is annotated as leucine rich repeats and calponin homology domain containing 4. The transcript has 16 exons. The coding region runs from base 40 to 1446 and encodes 468 amino acids. Gene Ontology annotation, molecular function: protein binding. The record is from RefSeq and is a predicted model, not a curated record. NCBI's taxonomy places the organism in Eukaryota, Metazoa, Chordata, Aves, Psittaciformes, Psittacidae.
UCGGGCCGCGGCGGCCGCGGGGUGCGGAGCUCUUCCGCCAUGGCGGCGGCGGCGGCGGCCCAGGCCCAACCGCCGCCGCUGCUGCUGCCGCCGCCCGGCGGGGCCGGCACCGAGCGCGCCCUGGAGGAAGCGGCGGCCUCCGGGACUCUCAUCCUGGCCGGGCGCCGCCUGCGCUCGUUCCCCGCGGCUGCGGCGCGGCGCUGGGACCUCAGCGACACCACCCAGGCCGACCUCUCCCGCAACCGCUUCGGGGAGGUACCGGAGGCCGCCUGUCACCUCGUGGCCCUGGAGGGGCUGAGCCUGUACCACAACUGCCUGCGCAGCGUCCCCGCCGCCAUCGCCAACCUCCAGGCGCUCGCACACCUCGACCUCAGCCGCAACCAGCUGAGCUCGCUGCCCGCCUGCCUCUGCCUCCUGCCCCUGCGCGUCCUCAAUGCCAGCAACAACCGCCUGGCCCAGCUCCCCGACAACAUCGGGGCCCUGGCGGCCCUGCGGCAGCUGGACGUGAGCUGCAACGAGCUGCGGGCGCUGCCACCGGGCGUGGGGCAGCUGAGGGCGCUGCGGGACCUGAACCUGCGCCGCAACCUGCUCACGGUGCUGCCCGCCGAGCUGUCGGAGCUGCCCCUCGUGCACCUCGACUUCUCCUGCAACCGGGUGGUGGCGAUUCCCCGCUGCUACCGGCGCCUGCGGCAGCUCCAGAGCAUCCUCACGGACGGCAACCCCCUGCAGUGCCCCCCUGCGCAGGUCUGCCUGAAGGGCAAAGUCCACAUCUUCAAGUACCUCGAUGCAGAGGCUGCUGCCACCCGGCCCCCCCCGGCGUGCCCCACAGCGGAGCUGAGCCCCCUCCGGCAGCGCCAUGGGCUGGACUCCGGCUUCCACAGCGUGGACAGCGGCAGCAAGCGCUGGUCCGGCAACGAGUCCACAGAUGAGUUUGCGGAGCCGCAGCGGCUGCCCCGGGGGAAGCGCAAUGCCAGUGACAGUGACCCCGAGAAGGAGGAUGAGGAGGAGGAGCCCCCCCCGCAGGGCUUGUCCCCAGGGAAGGCGCCUGGUGGCAGCCAUCCGGAGCCGGGCCCCCCCCACCAGCCCAGGAGCACCCCGGCUCCAGCCAAAGCCCCCCGAGCCUCCAGCUUCCUCUUCCGCACCCCCCCCCGAGCCUCCAGAGCCGCCCCCCCGGACCCCGGCGAGGGGGAGCUGAUGGCUGAGAUGCAGCAGAGCAUCGAGUCGCUGCUGCAGCUGCGCCUGGGCAAUGAGGAGCUGCUCUCCCGCCUGACCCAGCGCCUGCGGCCCCCCCCCGCUCCCAAACUGAGCCCCACAACCAGCCACCAGACCCGGGACCUGCGGCAGGCACAGCCCGUCCCCCCCGGGCUCCUCGCUGGCUUCGCCCUGUUCUACGGCCUGGUCAUGGCGCUGCUUUAUGUGGGGUACCGAGCGCUCUUUGGGUGCUGAGGGGGGGGGGACACCCCCAUGGGCCCCCCCACCCAUGGGGACAACCCCCCCAACCCACCAGCACCCCCCCCCCCCCCCACCGCCCCAUCUUGUGCCUUAAUGCUGGGGGAAACUGAGGCGGGGGGGGGGGGGGGAAGAGCCUUUAAUGAGUAAUGGGGUGACCCCCCCUUAAUUAAGGGUUUUAAUUAAUUAUUAUAACGGUUAUUAUUCUAAUUAAUUAUUCUAAUUAAUAUUCUAAUGAUAGAGCCCCCCCUUAAAUUAUAUUUGCUAUAUAUAUAUAUAUACACGUGCA